Molecule: messenger RNA, 2255 nt
Organism: Botrytis cinerea B05.10
Lineage: Eukaryota; Fungi; Ascomycota; Leotiomycetes; Helotiales; Sclerotiniaceae
Exons: 2
Coding region: 256-1971 (571 amino acids)
Source: RefSeq, a predicted model, not a curated record
GGCUUUCUUGAGGAUUUUGUUUUUUCUCCUUCUCUUUCUUCUCUUCUUUUGGUAAUUUUGUACAUGUAUCUAUGUACAUGUGUGUUUGAUUAAUUGUUUGUUUGAGUGAACGAUUAUUUGAACUUGCCAAAAUCGAAUCUGAAGACGACAAAUGCGACAAGUGUUCGCAGAACAUUGGAAGAUCACUAAGUGGAUAGAGAGCGAUAAUGUUGGGUUGAUAUUUGAAUGGGACAAUAGGAAGUGAGAAAGCUGGAAAUGAUUAUAUCGAUUCUGAGAUGGAGGGUCUUGGUGGUCUGGUGCGGGUUACUGGGCAUGGCGUUGGGCGGUCACGACGGGAAGACGGAUGGGAGGGAAAUUGGGCAGGACAGUGAUGGGGAUAUGAAGAGCUCGUCGUUAUCGCCGCAAAUCAAUACUUCUCGAGCUGCUGGGGAUGAAGUCAAUGGGGAUUCAUGGUAUUAUCCUACCACGUGGUCGUCUCUUGAAGAGAAUCGUACUGUGUCUUUAAAUCAGUCCUAUAUGCCCCCUUUCGUAGUUGGAACUCAAGGACCACAAGACGCGAAAUUUCUGGCUUUGUGUUAUACUACCAAUUAUCGGGCUCCAGAAUCGGCCAACAUAUAUUAUGUUAUACCUCUCACUUACAAUUGUCCAAUCAUUGACCGGUCUUGUCAAAUCGAAGCCCAGAAAACAGGAACGGUGAAUUUGGAAGUCAAUCUCUAUAAUGCUAGUGCAGGACUCUCUACCUUUAUAAAGCCGAACUCGGCCUUCUUUCUGUGUUUCAGUAAUGGUACCGACACUGUCGUGGGCUUCUUCUGCGAUUCUUACAGCCCAUACUUCCAAAUAUUACACAGUCCCUCGCUUCUCAACCAGAGAAGAGAAGACACGACAGAUAUAGAAGCAGCAGAAUCGGCGUCUCUGUCGGCUUUCGCGAGCUCGUUUGUGGCCGCCGUCACAAAUUAUGCACCCCCGACUGUUCAGCUCUCCGUCACAGCAAGCACGACAAUCUUUCUGCCUUCGGGAGGAACAGUGAUCCCACCGUCAACAACUGUACCCAAUAUACCCAUUUCAACAUCAUAUGCGUCGACUGUAACGACACCUAUCUUAACGCCAACCGGUAACGACGGCCCGGCUAGUUCAACUGGCACAUCUGACUCAUCCUCAUCCUCAUCCACCUCCACCUCCUCAAAUUCAAACGGACUGUCCAUAGGCGCAAAAAUCGGCAUUGCCCUGGGCGCUAUAAUCCUCGUCUUCCUCAUUCUGCUAGCCAUUCUUCUCCUCCUCCGUCGUCGACGCAAGAACCCCCCUAAAAACACCUCCCGCACUCCCGAGAAUCAUCUCCUCUCCUCCUCCCUCAAACACAACAACGAUUCCAACUCCCUCUUCAUCGCCGAAAAACUCGCCCUCACCAACCGCAGCGACACAAACACCCCUCUCACAUCUCGCGGCGCCGGAAUCCUCGGCGGAACUUUCGACCACGACGAUGAUCUCCACCAAGACUUGCCCGCGCCCGGAUCCGCCUUUACUGCAAAUACACCCGUGCCCAUUAGUCCGCGACGCAGCCUAGCAGCAAACACACUCCGAAGCGACGCGGUCGGCAGCCGAGCCGUAAGCGUCGCUUCCGGAAUCUCUCGUCCCGUGUCCCCCGUCCACAGCAGCGCGGGAAAUAUCACAAGUCUCAGUCGAGAAAAUAGCCGCGACCCCAUCGCAGACAGGAGCAUCUUUGAUCAGGAACCGUACACGGAUCAUAUCGGCGCGAGUCGCGGGAUAGCAGCAAGCGCGGAGAGGAACGCAGAACGCACGAAUUUGGACGUGCCGCAAGUCUACAAGGGGGCGUUGCAAGCGCCGUUUCUGAGCGAGCCGGGGAUGUCGGCGGAGGAGGUGGCGAGGUUGGAGGAGGAGGAGAGGAGGAUUGAUGAGGCGAUUGCGGAGGCGGAGGAGGAGCGCAGGAGGGCGAGGGAGGCGAGAGGGAGAUAGGCAUUUCUCGGAGUGGGAAAGUUGGAGGUUUGGGAGUUUUUGGAUCGUUUACUAGUUGCUUGUUGCUAGUUGCUAGCUGGUAUACACACACCGUUCUAAUAUCUACAAUGUAGACAGGUGUGAAAUUGCGAUAUUGUAUAUCGCGAUCUUGGUAUAUCUAAUUGUAUACACCUAUUUAUUUAUCUAUCUAUCUAUCUAUCUAUCUAUCUAUAUAUUUAUAUUUAUUUACAGUGCAAUUGCAUAUACAUACAUAUUCGAAUCGAAAGAGUAAACCCGAUCGAUCA